GCGUCACGACAGGGACAUGCUAGCCUUUUAACGUGAGGAAGAGCCUUCCGCUGUCACUAUAAGUGCUUACGAUUCCUGUCCCGUCGUCUUCACUCUCAUCCUAACAUUGCCUUCAAGAUGAGUUACUACCCCCAGCAGCAGCAGCAGGCUCCUCCUCAAGCGUACCCCCCACCGACCAGCUCCCACCCUCCCACCGGGCAGGCCUAUCCGCCGGCGGGCUAUCCGAGCAGGGACGGUGCUGUGAAUCCACAUCAAGUUCCCAUCGAGACCAAGAGCCGUGGCGAUGGCUUCUGGAGGGGAUGCUGCGCGGCUUUGUGUUGCUGCUGCGUUCUGGACAUGUGCUUCUGAGGAAAGGAGACGGAGGAGAUUUAGAUGGAUGUAGAUAUUGUUAUUGCCAGCUCUGUGUGUGGAGUAGUAGUAUUAUGUCUUGGAAUGACGUUGUUUAUUCGAUUUAUUGGUUGUGGGAUUUGUCCAGUCCUUUGAUCAACGAAUAGAAUAGAUAGAUACGUAAUAUGUUGUUGGCCUCACAUUAUCCAACAUAAUUCCAAAAAAAAAAUUGCAGUGGAUGGAUAGAAAAUUGCUGGUCGCUUUUGAUUAUUGAUCUCUCGAGAGCGUAUUCUUUCAGGCAUUUCGUCGAACGAGUUCCGGGCGUCAGCCAGCAUCUUGAUGGUAUUGGGGACAGAUUCGGAUUCGGAUUCGGAUUCGGAUCCACCUGGGGACCAUGCCAGGAUCAAAUAAAACUUGGAUCCGACCCUUUAUCCUCCUGUAAGCUCGCUCUGUAUGAGCAAAUAAGAAGGAAGAUGCAAAGUUCACAUAA
Messenger RNA from Musa acuminata AAA Group (dessert banana), 817 nucleotides. RefSeq names its product protein CYSTEINE-RICH TRANSMEMBRANE MODULE 9-like. NCBI's taxonomy places the organism in Eukaryota, Viridiplantae, Streptophyta, Magnoliopsida, Zingiberales, Musaceae. Gene Ontology annotation, cellular component: plasma membrane. The record is from RefSeq and is a predicted model, not a curated record. Bases 118 to 348 code for a protein of 76 amino acids. The transcript is spliced from 3 exons.